AUGGUGCCGUCAAGGAGGCUCUGGUGGACCAGGCUGAGGAGUUCAGCGGGCGAGGGGAGCAGGCCACCUUCGACUGGCUCUUCAAAGGCUAUGCUUCUGUGCUUCUCCGUGUUUCUCCUCUCUCUGCUUCCCUCUCCCACUUCUUCCUCUGUCUUAGGAUUUCAGGGCGUGGCGUUCAGCAACGGGGAGCGCGCCAAGCAGCUCCGGCGCUUUUCCAUCGCCACCCUGCGGGACUUCGGCGUGGGCAAGCGCGGCAUCGAGGAGCGCAUCCAGGAGGAGGCGGGCUUCCUCAUCCAGGCCCUCCGGGGCACGCACGGCGCCAGUAUCGAUCCCACCUUCUUCCUGAGCCGCACCGUCUCCAAUGUAAUCAGCUCCAUUGUCUUUGGGGACCGCUUUGACUAUGAGGACAAAGAGUUCCUGUCACUGUUGCGCAUGAUGCUGGGAAGCUUCCAGUUCACGGCAACCUCCACGGGGCAGGUAACCGGCUGCAGCCCGGCCCGUGAUGCCCCUACCACAACCUGCCAACCGCUCCCCUACCUGGAGACAGGUGGCCCAAACUCCCACCCCCUCCAGACAGUGUCCCCUCAAAAUCAGCCCCCAAUAUUGGACAACUGGACAGUUGCACCAGAACCCAGGAGGGAUGCCCAAUACCCAGUCUCCAAGGACACCUGGAUAGCUCAACAGAUGCUCCCCAAAACAGAGCCUGACGGCAGGAUGCAUACCCUCAGCUCAGCUCUCUCAUCUGGGCACGUGUUCCCAUCCCCAACUUACCAUAAUUUGUAA
Nomascus leucogenys (northern white-cheeked gibbon) is the source of this 783-nucleotide messenger RNA. Its product is annotated as cytochrome P450 2A8-like. Gene Ontology annotation, cellular component: cytoplasm; intracellular membrane-bounded organelle. Gene Ontology annotation, biological process: coumarin metabolic process; xenobiotic metabolic process. Bases 1 to 783 code for a protein of 260 amino acids. Lineage: Eukaryota; Metazoa; Chordata; Mammalia; Primates; Hylobatidae. The transcript is spliced from 4 exons. Gene Ontology annotation, molecular function: oxidoreductase activity, acting on paired donors, with incorporation or reduction of molecular oxygen, reduced flavin or flavoprotein as one donor, and incorporation of one atom of oxygen; iron ion binding; heme binding. The record is from RefSeq and is a predicted model, not a curated record.